CUUCCGAUUUCUUCACUUUGGGCUCUUGUUUGAAGUCUUUCGUCAUUCUUUUGUCUUUCUCUUGUGUGUUUCACCAUUUUUCUCUUUAUCUCUGGAAGCGAAUGCGAGAUCUUGGCUGUGAUUAAGCGACGGCUGAAGAUCGGGUGUGCGCGAGAGGGAAUCGACGCUGAGUGGUGAAGGAUCCCACCGUGGGUGAUGGAGAACACCCCUGCAAGGGGUGGACUGAACCGGGUGCACCUACAAUGCAAGAAUCUACAGGAAUUCUUAGGGGGCCUGAGUCCUGGAGUAUUGGAUCGAUUGUAUGGGCACCCUGCCACUUGUCUGGCUGUGUUUAGGGAGCUCCCGUCUCUGGCUAAGAACUGGGUGAUGCGGAUGCUCUUUCUAGAGCAGCCUUUGCCGCAAGCUGCUGUAGCCCUGUGGGUGAAGAAGGAAUUCAGCAAGGCUCAGGAGGAAAGUACAGGGCUGCUGAGUGGCCUCCGUAUCUGGCACACCCAGCUGCUCCCUGGUGGCCUCCAGGGCCUCAUCCUGAACCCAAUCUUCCGCCAGAACCUCCGAAUUGCCCUUCUGGGUGGGGGGAAGGCCUGGUCUGAUGACACAAGUCAGCUGGGACCAGACAAGCACGCUCGGGACGUUCCCUCACUUGACAAGUACGCCGAGGAGCGAUGGGAGGUGGUCUUGCACUUCAUGGUGGGCUCCCCCAGUGCAGCUGUCAGCCAGGACCUGGCUCAACUCCUCAGCCAGGCUGGGCUCAUGAAAAGUAGUGAACCUGGAGAGCCACCCUGUAUUACUUCUGCUGGCUUCCAGUUCCUGUUGCUGGACACCCCUGCCCAGCUCUGGUACUUUAUGCUUCAGUAUCUGCAGACAGCCCAGAGCCGGGGCAUGGAUCUGGUGGAGAUUCUGUCUUUCCUCUUCCAGCUCAGCUUCUCUACUCUAGGCAAGGAUUACUCUGUGGAAGGUAUGAGUGAUUCUUUGUUGAACUUCCUGCAACAUCUGCGAGAGUUUGGGCUUGUUUUCCAGAGGAAGAGGAAAUCUCGGCGUUACUACCCCACACGCCUGGCCAUCAACCUUUCAUCUGGUGUCUCUGGGGCUGCUGGGGGUCCUGUGCAUCAGCCAGGCUUCAUUGUCGUGGAAACCAAUUACCGGUUGUAUGCCUACACAGAAUCAGAGCUGCAGAUCGCCCUCAUUGCCCUCUUCUCUGAGAUGCUCUAUCGCUUCCCCAACAUGGUGGUGGCACAGGUGACCCGGGAGAGUGUGCAGCAGGCCAUUGCCAGUGGCAUCACAGCCCAGCAGAUAAUCCAUUUCCUAAGGACAAGGGCCCACCCAGUGAUGCUCAAACAGACCCCGGUGCUGCCCCCCACCAUCACAGACCAGAUUAGGCUAUGGGAGUUGGAAAGGGACAGACUCCGAUUCACUGAAGGUAAGUGGCUUCUAGUGGCCCAGUCCAAGUUCCUGGCCAGAGGAAGAGCAGUUACUCGGGAAGUUCUGGGUGUGUUGAUUGCUGACAUGUAUCUCUGGUGCAGGAAAGGAGGAGAGAUCUGUGAGCAGUUACGUGCUCUGGGGGCCUCCCUGGACUGGGAUCGGGAGUGUUUUACCAUGGAUGCUGGUUCUUCAGAGGCUGUGACUGAAGCUUUCGUGCGACUCUACAAUGCAGGGUUGUUGUACAGGAACUGUCAGCUUGUCAACUGGUCAUGUGCUUUAAGAUCAGCCAUCUCAGAUAUUGAGGUGGAAAACCGGCCUCUACGUGGACGCACAGAACUCCGGCUGCCUGGCUAUCCCACCCCUGUGUCUUUUGGCCUCCUUGUUUCUGUUGCCUUUCCUGUGGAUGGAGAGCCUGAUGCAGAGGUAGUAGUGGGAACCACAAGACCAGAAACAUUGCCUGGAGAUGUGGCUGUAGCUGUUCACCCUGAUGACUCCCGUUACACACAUCUACAUGGGCGACAGCUCCGUCACCCCCUGACAGGGCAGCUUCUCCCCCUCAUCACAGACCCUGCUGUUCAGCCGCAGGUGGGCACAGGAGCAGUGAAAAUCACUCCAGCUCACAGUCCUGCUGACGCUGAGAUGGGGGCCCGGCAUGGCUUGAGCCCCCUGACCGUCAUUGCGGAGGAUGGGACCAUGACCUCACUCUGUGGGGACUGGCUGCAGGGUCUUCACCGGUUUGUGGCCCGGGAGAAGAUUAUGUGUGCACUGAGGGAGCGGGGCCAGUUCCGGGGCCUCCAGGACCACCCCAUGGUACUGCCCAUAUGCAGCCGUUCUGGGGAUGUGGUGGAAUACCUACUGAAGAGUCAGUGGUUUGUUCGCUGCCAGGAAAUGGGGGACCGAGCUGCCCAGGCUGUGGAGUCAGGGGCCUUGGAGCUCUGUCCAUCCUUCCACCAGAAGAGCUGGCAGCACUGGUUCGCUCACAUUGGGGACUGGUGUGUCUCCCGGCAGCUGUGGUGGGGCCAUCGGAUUCCAGCCUACCUUGUCACUGAGGGGCAUGGGAAGGAUGACAAGGACUGCUGGGUGGUGGGGCGGUCUGAGGCAGAGGCCAGACAGGCAGCAGCAGAACUGACUGGGAGACCAGGAACAGAGCUGACCCUGGAGAGGGACCCCGAUGUCCUGGACACUUGGUUCUCUUCUGCUCUCUUUCCCUUUUCUGCCCUGGGCUGGCCCCAAAAGACUCCAGACCUUGCGCAUUUCUACCCCCUGUCACUUUUGGAAACGGGCAGUGACCUUCUGCUGUUCUGGGUGGGCCGAAUGGUCAUGCUGGGGACCCAGCUCACGGGGCAGCUCCCCUUUAGCAAGGUGCUUCUUCAUUCCAUGGUUCGGGACAGGCAGGGCCGGAAGAUGAGCAAGUCCUUGGGGAAUGUGCUGGAUCCACGGGACAUCAUCAGUGGUGUGGAGCUGCAGGUGUUGCAGGCCAAGCUAAGAGAUGGGAACCUGGACCCCGCAGAGCUGGCCUUUGCAGCUGCAGCACAGAAAAAGGACUUUCCUCAUGGGAUACCUGAAUGUGGGACAGAUGCCCUGAGAUUCGCACUGUGCUCUCAUGGAGUCCUGGGGGGCGACCUGCACCUGUCUGUCUCUGAGGUCCUGAGCUGCCGCCAUUUCUGCAACAAGAUCUGGAAUGCCCUGCGUUUUAUUCUCAAUGCCCUAGGGGAGAAUUUUGUACCCCAGCCUUCAGAGGAGCUGUCUCCCACCUCCCCCAUGGACGCCUGGAUCCUGAGCCGCCUGGCCCUUGCUGCCCGCGAGUGUGAGCGUGGCUUCCUUACCCAGGAGCUCUCCCUGGUCACCCAUACCCUGCAUCACUUCUGGCUCCACAACCUCUGUGAUGUCUACCUGGAAGCUGUGAAGCCAGUGCUGUUGUGCAAGCCCCGUCCCCCUGAGCCACUUCAGGUCCUAUUCUCCUGCGCAGAUGUUGGUCUCCGCCUCCUGGCCCCACUGAUGCCCUUCCUGGCUGAAGAGCUCUGGCAGAGGCUGCCCCAAAGGCCAGGUGGCUUCUCUGCUCCCAGCAUCUGUGUUGCACCCUACCCUAGUGCCCACAGCUUGGAGCACUGGCGCCAUCCUGAGUUGGAGCAGCGCUUCUCCCAGGUCCAGGAAGCCGUGCAGAUGCUUCGAGCUCUUCGAGCCACCUACCAACUCACCAAAGCCCGGCCCCAAGUACUGCUGCAGACCUUGGAGCCAGGGGAGCAGGGCCUCUUCCAGGCCUUCCUGGAGCCCCUGGGCACCCUGAGCCACUGUGGAGCUGUGAGCUUCCUGCCCCCAGGUGCAGCAGCUCCCUCAGGCUGGGCCCAGGCCACCCUCAGUGACACUGUUGAGGUCUACAUGGAGUUGCAGGGCCUGGUAGACCCCCAGACUCAGCUACCUCGGCUAGCCACCCGAAGACUCAAGUUGCAGAAGCAGCUUGAUGGCCUCAUGGCUUGGACCCCAUCAGAAGGGGAGGCAGAGACACAGAAGCAGCAAAGGCUUUCCGCUCUCCAGCUGGAAUUGUCAAAACUGGACCAGGCGGCCUCUCACCUCCAGCAGCUGAUGGAUGAGGCUCCCAGCCCCAGAGAGCUUUGAACUCUAACUCAUAUCCCUGUUCAUUGGCCUCCCUUGCAGACCCAUUGAGGUCAGCACAUCUGUCAGGUGUCAGGUGUGGUGGGGUGUCAGAGAUUCCACGGUCCACCUUCAUUUUAUAAAUGAGGACGCCACCUACCUGGCCAGAGACAGUGCGGUUACUGUCUGGCUCUCCUGUACAGCCCAGCCGCCAGUUUAGGAACGAGGAGAUUCAGAUAAACUCAUAAAAUCUCA
This is a messenger RNA of Dipodomys ordii (Ord's kangaroo rat), 4266 nucleotides long. It is a transcript of the gene Vars2, whose product is annotated as valyl-tRNA synthetase 2, mitochondrial. The transcript is spliced from 36 exons. The coding region runs from base 196 to 4035 and encodes 1279 amino acids. Gene Ontology annotation, molecular function: valine-tRNA ligase activity; ATP binding; aminoacyl-tRNA deacylase activity. Gene Ontology annotation, biological process: nucleotide-excision repair; valyl-tRNA aminoacylation. Lineage: Eukaryota; Metazoa; Chordata; Mammalia; Rodentia; Heteromyidae. Gene Ontology annotation, cellular component: transcription factor TFIIH core complex; cytosol. The record is from RefSeq and is a predicted model, not a curated record.